AUGAAAUAGCAAAAAAAGAUAAGGUAUAUGAUUAAUCAUAAAUUUAGAAAGACUCACCCUCGCAUUAUCUAAGUAAUAUAAAUUAUUAAGGAAGACUGUUUAGACUCAUGGGUGAAUACUAACGAGUAUUUAUUAUCAAAAUUCAGCCCUCCUUCUUGCGACAUCUCGUAGGCUCCAGGAUCGAUGUUGGAAUUUCUUUUAAAAUCUGAAUGA
This is a messenger RNA of Paramecium octaurelia, 213 nucleotides long. Lineage: Eukaryota; Ciliophora; Oligohymenophorea; Peniculida; Parameciidae. The record is from the annotation of a GenBank genome assembly.